Molecule: messenger RNA, 834 nt
Organism: Lachnellula hyalina
Lineage: Eukaryota; Fungi; Ascomycota; Leotiomycetes; Helotiales; Lachnaceae
Gene: tmem53-b
Product: Transmembrane protein
Exons: 2
Coding region: 1-834 (277 amino acids)
Source: RefSeq, a predicted model, not a curated record
AUGUCGAAAAACAAGUCGGGUACUGGCCUCAGCCAUUUCUCGCGUUUGAACCAAGCUGUCUUCUUGCAUCAGCCGUCGAUUGCGAAGACUAGAACGUCUCAGGGUCCAGACCUCAUCCUAAUAUUAGGAUGGAUGGAUGCUCAGCCGCGACAUAUUGCGAAAUACACAGCUGGAUAUGAGAAAGUCUACCCCUGUGCACGCAUUCUCGCCAUCACAACGAGCUCUGUCGACGCCGGCUUCAGAACAACCAGCGCAAAUCUCAACCGCGUGAAACCAGCCCUCGAGAUCCUCUAUACCCUCCCAGCAGACGCGAAGCUGCUCGUUCAUUUUUUCUCCAACGGGGGUGCCGUGACGAACACUCUGAUCUCCAAAGCAUAUGCCGAGAAAACGGGGCGGCCAUUGCCAGUCAGUGUGCAGAUUUUUGACAGCACUGUUGGGCGCGCUUCCUACGAAGCUACCGUGCGAGCUUUCUCUCUUGGUCUCCCUAAGAACAUGAUUGCGUACCUGCUCGGCGUGUCCAUUCUGAGGAUGUUGUUGGGGCUGUAUAUCUUGGGGAAUUUACUUCUAGGCAAGGAAGAUUUGGUGGAGGCUGCCCGGAGAGCACUCAAUGAUAAGACUUUACUUGACCUCGACACCCCACGUCUCUAUAUCUACAGCGUUGCUGAUGACAUGGUUGCGUGGCAAGAUGUAGAAGAACAUGCUAAAGACGCGAAGAGGCUGGGAUACACUGUUUAUAUGGAGAAGUACCAGGACAGUGGCCAUGCAGCGCACAUGUUGGUGGAUGCAGAGAGGUAUUGGGGAGCUGUUGACAGACUAUGGAACACGGUUUCUUAA